AGCCGCGCGCCGAGCGGUCGAUCCGGGGCUCCCCCGCAGCCCGAGCUCCCCGCACGUCGCCGGCGGCUCCACCCGCCGUCGUGUCCUACCCCGUCAUGGAGCUCGCCUUUACCCCGCUGGAGGCCCUGCUUCCCGCCGGAAAUUUGAAGUAUUGCCUUGUGAUUCUUAAUCAGCCUCUGGACAAAUGUUUUCGUCACCUUUGGAAAAAAGCUCUUCUAAGAGCCUGUGCUGAUGGAGGUGCCAACCGAUUGUUUGAUCUCACUGAAGGCGAGAGAGAGAGCUUUUUGCCCGAAUUCAUCAAUGGAGACUUUGAUUCUAUUAGACCUGAAGUCAGAGAAUACUACACUCUUAAGGGCUGUGAGCUCAUUUCAACUCCUGAUCAAGACCACACUGACUUCACCAAAUGCCUUAAAGUGCUCCAAAGUAAGAUAGAAGAAAAAGACCUUCAGGUUGAUGUGAUUGUCACCCUCGGUGGCCUAGCUGGGCGUUUUGACCAGAUCAUGGCGUCUGUGAAUACCUUGUUCCAAGCCAUUCACAUCACUCCUUUGCCAACAGUAAUAAUCCAAGAGGCAUCUCUCAUCUACCUUCUCCAGCCAGGAAAGCACAGAUUGCGCGUGGACACUGGGAUGGAAGGCAGCUGGUGUGGCCUUAUUCCUGUUGGACAGCCUUGCAAGCAGGUUACGACAACAGGUCUGAAGUGGAACCUCACAAAUGAUGAGCUUGGCUUUGGAACGCUGGUCAGUACCUCUAACACCUAUGACGGGUCUGGUGUGGUGACUGUGGAAACUGAUCAUCCGCUCCUCUGGACCAUGGCCAUCAAAGACUAGCCUUCCCCACAGAGUCCAUCAGCGCGCCUCUGCCUUAUCUCACCUGCCAAAGGCUCGUUGCUCAACACAACGGUUCAUCCGGGUUCACAGAAAUCAAAACUUCGCUAGGGGAAGCCACCAGUUUGAAAGAAAAUAACAACUGGAGAUGGAGCUAAGUGGCAGAGAGGAUGCUUGCCUAGCAGGCAGAAGCCGUGGGUUGAGGCCCUAGCAAUGCAAAACUAAUCAUCAUCAUCAUAAUUGUAAAACACUGAUAAUGUUUAGAUCAUCCAGAUAACACUAUAGAUAACAGAUCUCUUUACAGUGAGGGAAAACAAUUAUGUGUCAUGAAAGUGAAUGAGCUCUGUUAUAUUCUCUUGGAAAGAUAGCAUGGAUCAUUUCAGUAUAAAAUUCAGAACUAUUUUUUUAAUCAUUCCAUUUCUUGGAAAAUUGUCUUUAACUGUGAAACUAGGAAUUAAAAACCUGUGCAGUUCCUCUUGGAGUCCUAGCACUUGCCAGUGUGCUUGUCAGGAAGGGCUAGCAGUGAGUAUCUCUAAUGCUGUCCUCUUCUAUGGAAUAUGUAUUAUGCUUUAUCUUUAAGAAAAAGUCUUCCAGAUUGGUGUUGCAGAGCUGCAAGGUUUCACUCUGGUUUUGUAACUCUAGCACUGUCUCUCAAAAAUAAAUUGAGAAUCAGCCAGGUGCUGCUCGCUCAUGCCUGUAAUCCUAGCUACUCAGGAAGCUGAGAUCUGAGGAUCAAGGUUCGAAGCCAGCCCAGGCAG
Molecule: messenger RNA, 1582 nt
Organism: Dipodomys spectabilis (banner-tailed kangaroo rat)
Lineage: Eukaryota; Metazoa; Chordata; Mammalia; Rodentia; Heteromyidae
Gene: Tpk1
Product: thiamin pyrophosphokinase 1
Exons: 9
Coding region: 96-827 (243 amino acids)
Biological process (GO): thiamine diphosphate biosynthetic process; thiamine metabolic process
Molecular function (GO): thiamine diphosphokinase activity; ATP binding; thiamine binding
Source: RefSeq, a predicted model, not a curated record